Molecule: messenger RNA, 1338 nt
Organism: Exserohilum turcica Et28A
Lineage: Eukaryota; Fungi; Ascomycota; Dothideomycetes; Pleosporales; Pleosporaceae
Exons: 2
Coding region: 1-1338 (445 amino acids)
Biological process (GO): DNA alkylation repair; DNA repair
Cellular component (GO): nucleus
Molecular function (GO): dioxygenase activity; zinc ion binding
Source: RefSeq, a predicted model, not a curated record
AUGGACGCGUUUGUGACGCGCAAGAGAAAGCGGGGUGAGGUGGUCAGGCCGUCGGCGGCGACAACUACGGAGCAGGCUUCACUGCGAGCAGAGCAGCAGGGGGGAGAAGAGGAGGAAGAAUCUACGGACUUCAAGCUGGCUUUGCUAGCGUCUAUGCAUGGCCGUGUUGACGAGGCGGCCUUGCUCGAAGCGUUACUCGCGGCCAAUGGGGCAGUUGAGCAGGCCUCCCAGUACCUGACUCAGUCAUCCAGCUCGCCUCCGAGAAAGCGUCCUACACCAACUACUGUCGGAUAUCAGUCGUCUUUAAGCUCAUACCGUAUCCAACCGCCAAACAAUGGCGUAUCAGCGAAGAAGCCCGUGGUCAAGAAAGGCAAGACGCUGUUCCUGUAUAGCCCCGAAGACAUUGAAAGCCACACCCCAUGCUCCAUCAUCCACAAUUUCCUGCCGGCCAAGCAAGCAGACGCGCUGCUAUCACAGCUGCUGGAAGAUACUUCUACGUACCGGAAGUUCGAGUUUCAGUUGUUUGACAGGGUUGUCUUGAGUCCGCACACGUUUGCAUUCUACGUCAACAGUCUAGAAGAGGCCGACAAGCAAAAGACGGAAUAUGUCUACGACGGUCGCCAGAUAGAGGACGUCCGUCAGAGUCUCCCAGAGAUGCUAAAGGCAUGUCCGCAGGUCGAAGAUGCCGUCAACCGCGAGGUCCAGCGCCGAAUCCGUGACUUCUAUCCACAUGGCAAAAAACUCAGGUUCCAAUCACCACAUCCGUGGAAAGCAAACACGGCCUUUGUCAACUGCUAUGACGGGCCCCAGCAAAGUGUCGGAUACCAUGCCGAUCAACUCACGUACCUGGGUCCCCGUGCCAUCAUCGGAAGCCUGAGUCUAGGGGUAGCGCGCGAAUUCCGCGUGCGCAGAAUUGUCGCCGAGGACGACGACGAGUACAGCAAGGAAGAUGGAUCGCUGGCAGAUGCCCAGGGCCAGAUUAGUAUACAUCUCCCGCAUAAUUCGCUGUUGAUCAUGCAUGCCGAUAUGCAGGAGGAGUGGAAACAUUGCAUUGCGCCUGCCCAAGCCAUCGACCCCCAUCCGCUGGCCAAGAACAAGCGGAUCAAUAUCACGUAUCGUUGUUACAAGGACAGUCUGCAUCCAAAGUACACGCCCAAGUGUAAGUGUGGGGUCCCGACCGUGCUGCGCUGUGCAACGAGGAAGAAGGAGUCGAGGGGGAGGUACAUGUGGAUGUGUCAUGCGGGAUAUGUGCCUGGCCAGAAGGGCUGUAGCUUUUUCCAUUGGGCCGAGUUUGACGAAAAUGGGGAGCCACCGUGGGCUUGGAAUGAGAGAAAAUAA